Melitaea cinxia (Glanville fritillary) is the source of this 2259-nucleotide messenger RNA. RefSeq names its product centromere/kinetochore protein zw10 homolog (gene Zw10). Gene Ontology annotation, cellular component: RZZ complex. Gene Ontology annotation, biological process: mitotic spindle assembly checkpoint signaling; endoplasmic reticulum to Golgi vesicle-mediated transport. Lineage: Eukaryota; Metazoa; Arthropoda; Insecta; Lepidoptera; Nymphalidae. The transcript has 5 exons. The record is from RefSeq and is a predicted model, not a curated record. The coding region runs from base 1 to 2208 and encodes 735 amino acids.
AUGGCGGAAGAAUACGACGUUGAAAGUGUUAUUAGUAAAAUUAUAAACGCCAAUGAAUCAACAUGGGAUCCUGAAGAAAUAAUGCCACUAAUAAUAAAAGAAAUAGAUCAACGAAAAGUAGACGUAAGGAAAUUCAUAGAUAAUUGUGAUUAUGAUAUAGAAGCUAUAGUAGCCGAGAGCGAUGAGUUACGUAUCGAAAGCCAAGACCUCGUCGACGAAAUGGAGACUUGUAAACAAGAAAUAGAAGAAGAAGCUAUGGUAGAAAUUAUUCAGUCUCUUGAUAGUCACGAUAAAAUUGCCAAAGAAUUACAAUCAGUUAAUUUUGCUUUGAACAUCGUAGAUGAUGUUAUAAGAUGCAGUGAAUACAUGAAACAGUUCGAUGAAGGUAGGGAAGCUCAGAGUUUUUCUAGAGCCAUCGAAGCAAUUGACGAAUUAAUGCAGUUUAUAGAGACGCCUACUAGUGGUUUUAAGCAGUUAGAACUUUAUGAGAGUACGAAAAAUACAGCCCAGUUAAUUUUGGAUGAUCUUUUGCACGACCUGAACGAGGAAUGGGAAAAAAUGAUAUCGUUCAGUAUGGAUCUCCAAAAUCAUAAAACAAUUAUCACAAUGAAUAUAAUAUUAGAUGAAUCUGAAAAUUGUAAAGAUGUUUUAGUUGCACUAGAUAACACCCAAAAUCUGGUUGGAAAAAUUUCAGCAUUUGCCAGAAUUCUUAAGGAAGAUGUUUUAACACCAAUACUGAAACACGAUUGUUCGAUUUAUUCAGCUACCGACGAAACAGCAACAAUAACGAUCAAUUAUAAACCGAAUUUCACUCCUCCGUACAAUGUCGUAAUAGCAAAUAUGAAGUUAUUGUUUCAGUUCAUCAAUAAUAAAUUCAACAUAAAAUAUUCUGAAAAUAAAACACUUAUGAAAAUAUUCGGACAGUUGAUUAACGCGGACUUUUGUGAAAUGAUGAUUAACGAUUGUCUAGUGAAUACGAUACCAAAUAAUAUCAACGAUUUGCAAUGUUACGAUAAAGUAACAUCUGAUAUACAAGAUUUCCAAUAUUUUCUAACAGUUAUUAAUUUAUUCCCCGAAGAAGGUCUGACGCUGUUGAAGUACAUGGACAAUAUUGAUGUUCUGUUUUCGCACAGAUCGAGUCAGUACUUCUUAGAAACUGCGCGAAGUAUUAUGCUCAAAGAUUUAAGUAUCACAAUGUCUAUAGGAGUCGAAAAGAUACCAGAUGAGCAAAUGAAUUCCGAAAACUAUUCAGUGGACACUUACACGGAGGAGGCACUUGAUACAUUUGGGAAGACAUUACCAAAAAGUUUGUUCUACUUUCCGAGAUGUAUGAUAUCGAAAACCGCUCGGGAGUUACUCGAUCUGGUCUACUUGAUAAUGGAGCAAGCGGCGCAGUGUUCUGAUGUUGUUUGUAAGAAAAUGUAUUAUACCGUGAGGCUCAUAUUCGAACUGUACGAUGCGGUGGUCCCAUAUAGUCAUGAAAAUUAUCUGCAGACAAUACCGCAAUAUGUUGCAUUGUUUCACAACAAUUGUAUGUAUCUCGCACAUAACCUACAGACGCUAGGUGACAAAUGGUUGUCUUUGAUGGACGACAGGGAGCUAGAUUACUCGAUAGGAUUUUUGGACUUGGUGCAAAAGCUCAGGGAGUUGGGAUACAAACAUCUGACAAUGCACAUGCAGCAACAAAGGAAACAAAUAUUGGACAACAUUCGUUCUUCGGAUUUGAACUGCAUCGUAGUAAAAGAUGUCUUAGGUGAGAACGCAGAAGCGGCCGUCAGGCAGUGUCUCAGGCAGUUGCAGCUAUUGAAGAAUGUAUGGAUCGGGGUUUUCCCGUCUAAUGUGUUUACAAAAUUGAUGGCAACACUGGUCAAUAUGUUCGUGGAUGAGCUGAUACACCGGGUGUGUACCGUAGAAGAUAUAUCGAUGGAGAUGGCAACACAGCUCACCGAAAUCUACACUCUAGUUGUACAAAAGGCACCUCAAUUGUUCCAAAAUACAUCAGAUGUCGAGACAUACGUUAAAUCGUGGAUCAAACUGCAAGAAUUAAUUUUUGUACUCGGCGGUUCUCUAAAGGACAUAGAAAAUCACUGGAACGAUGGAACAGGACCAUUAGCCGUGCAUUUUAAUGUAGAGGAAUUGAGAAGUCUCAUCAAAGCUCUGUUCCAGAACACGCAGUUUCGCGCCAAUCUACUGUCGAAGAUAAAAUAAUUUUGUUCUGUUGUAGACGUUAUUAUUAAUAUAAUAUUAUGUGUUUAUGGC